AGUCAGCUCGCGAGCUUCCCCUCGGAGGUGGUGGUGUCGCCUUGGCCCGCAGCUGCCGAGUCCCCGGGCGAACGGCGGAGACGGUGAAGAAGCAGUCUGGCUCCCGAGGUCCCCCCCUUACACCCCAGGGUCCAGAUGGCGGCCAAUGUGGUUGAUCAGCGCGGCACCGACUGGUCCUCCCAGUACAGCAUGGUGGCCGGGGCGGGCAGGGAGAACGGCAUGGAGACGCCCAUGCACGAGAACCCGGAGUGGGAGAAGGCCCGCCAGGCCCUGGCCAGCAUCAGCAAGGCGGGCGCUGCCGGCAGCUCCAAGGCCAGCAGCAACGGGCCUGUGGCCAGCUCACAGUAUGUGUCUCAGGCAGAAGCCUCGGCCCUGCAGCAGCAUCAGCACUUCUGCCAGUGGUACCCGCAGUACAGCUACGCCUACCCCGUGCCCCCCACCCCACCCCACCCCUGUCCCCGCAUGGAUGACGGCGGGUCCUACCAGGCCUCUCCACCGCAGCUGCCAGCAGCUCAAGCCCCUCAACCCUCCAACCCCUCGCAUGGGGCUCCCGCUCUGAACAGCGGCCCCUGGCCUGGGGCCACGCCAGCCACACAGCACAGCCAGGCGGGGCCGACCUCGGGCCAGGCCUAUGCGCAGCACAGCUACCCCGAGCCGGCCAAGCCCAAGAAGGGCCAGCAGCUGUGGAACCGCAUGAAGCCGGCCCCCGGCACUGGUGGUCUCAAGUUCAACAUUCAGAAGCGGCCCUUCGCUGUCACCAACCAGAACUUCAGCUCCGCCUCGGAGGGCCAGCACAGCGGCUUCGGCCCCCAGCCCAACCCCGAGAAGGCCCAGAACCACAGGGGGAGCCGGUCCGGGAAGCCCGACGAAUGGCCGCAGGACAUGAAGGAGUAUGUGCAGCGCUGCUUCGCGGCCUGCAAGUCAGAAGAGGACAAGGGCCGCACGGAGAAGCUGCUCAAGGCGGUGCUGCAGGCCCGGCUCCAGGUUGGCUCCGCCUAUACCGUCGCCUGGAGCCGGGAGCCUCUGGCCGGGCUGCCUCGGGACACUGUGGCAGGGAACCCCAAGAAGAAGCGGUGGGAGGCCCCCAGCAGCCUUCACCCUCCCAGGGGGGCAGGCGGCACGACCAGGGGCGGGGGUGCCCAGUCACAGCGAGGGACGCCAGGGGCUGGGGGUGCUGGCCGAGCGCGGGGCAACUUUGCCAAGUUCGGCAACCGCAAUGUCUUCAUGAAGGACCACAGCUCCUCCUCCAGCACAGAAUCCCGUUCCCGCUCCUCCUCCCGGUCCCCGACCCGCCACUUCCGCCGCAGUGACUCCCACUCGGACUCGGACAGUUCCUACUCAGGGAAUGAGUGUCAACCUGUGGGCCGCAGGAACCCGCCCCCCAAGGGCCGGGGCGGUCGGGGGGCCCACCUGGAACGGGGCCGAGGCAGGGCGCAGCGAGGGAGGAGGCCUGAUCCAGCUCCCACCAAGCGCAAGCGCAAGCGGAUGGCGGCGCUGGAGGGUGAGGACCCCGAGCGCGAGCUGAAGAAGCAGAAGCGGGCAGCCCGCUUCCAGCACGGACAUUCCCGCCGCCUGCGCCUCGAGCCCCUGGUGCUGCAGGUGGGCGGCCUGGAGAGCAGCGGGGGCGACCCCGACUGGCAGGAGCUGCAGAUCGUGGGCACCUGCCCCGACAUCACCAAGCACUACCUGCGUCUCACCUGCGCCCCCGACCCGUCCACGGUGCGCCCUGUGGUGGUCUUGAAGAAGUCCCUGUGCAUGGUCAAGUCCCAGUGGAAGGAGAAGCAGGACUACGCCUUCGCCUGCGAGCAGAUGAAGUCCAUCCGGCAGGACCUGACGGUGCAAGGCGUGCGCACCGAAUUCACCGUGGAGGUGUACGAGACACACGCCCGCAUCGCCUUGGAGAAGGGUGACCACGAGGAGUUCAACCAGUGCCAGACGCAGCUCAAGUCACUGUACGCGGAGAGCCUGCCCGGCAACGUGGGUGAGUUCACCGCCUACCGCAUCCUCUACUACAUCUUCACCAACAACUCGGGCGACAUCACCACGGAGCUGGCCUACCUGACGCGGGAGCUGAAGACGGACCCUUGUGUGGCCCACGCCUUGGCACUGAGGGCAGCCUGGGCUCUGGGCAACUACCACCGCUUCUUCCGGCUCUACAGCCACGCGCCCUGUAUGUCUGGCUACCUCAUAGACAAGUUUGUGGACCGGGAGCGCAGAGCCGCCCUCAAGGCCAUGAUCAAAACCUUCCGCCCUGCGCUGCCAGUCUCCUACCUGCAGGCCGAGCUGGCCUUCGAGGGCGAGGCCGCCUGCCGGGCCUUCCUAGAGCCCCUAGGCCUGGCCUACACGGGCCCGGACAACACCAGCAUCGACUGCCGCCUCAGCCUGGCGCAGCUGUCCACCUUCUGAGCACCGCGCCACGGGGGUGGGGGCAGGGCUGCGGCCCCUCGCCACCUCUGCAGAUUUUGUUUUUGAGCCAUGGACUUGGGUUGUAAAUUAAUUGUGGGGAGUGAGCUCCAGGAAGAGCCUGGAGCCGUUUUCCUGCCCCCGUUUUCCUACCGGGGAGUCUGUACAGAGAUUUUUCUACGUUUUUAUUUUUGCCUCAGAGGAAUGGGAUGGGGAGGAGGGGGGCAGCCGAGGGUUGGGGGCUUGGUCUGUCCACACUGCACCUCUACUAAUGCUGUCUCAGUGUUUUCUCUCUCUCUCUCUCGCUUGUACUCCAGUACCAACUCGGCACCCUGGCCCAUCUCAUGCCAGGGGGCCAGCAGAAGAAGACAGGCCGCUCCGCCCGUGCCCGCUGCGGCGGGGGCACCAGCACGCUGCCCGCCGCCCGUCGCUCGCCGCCCAUCCGCCUACCUCACCACAGACUCUUGUUGCCCAGCCCUCCGGGGCCUCAGUGCUCGGGGCGCGGGGAGCCGCAGAGACUGUGUCUUGCCCUCGGCUCCCGCCCCAGAAACGCCAUCGCCGCACCAGGCCACCAGCAGAUCCACGUUGCCACCUGCACGGAAGACUCCGGAGGCCAUCGCGGGACCUCACCGGCCGGGCCGCCUCGUCUGCAGUUGUAUUAAGUUGUCUCGUGUCCCCUCCUCCUGCCACCCCAGUGUUUCUUCUAGUUUUUUAUUUCCCCUUCCCCCCCUCUUCCCCCUCCUGCUCCCUCCUCCCUUGGUUCAGCACAGGUAAACGGUUCCCCUCCCCGCCUUCAUGGAUCACCAGCUCACGUCACAUUUCCUUCUCGUUUCUUUUUGUGUGUUUAUUUAAGUUAUUUUCCCUCCUUCCUCCCCUUUUCUUUUCCCCUCCCUCCCUCUUCUGCCAUGUAAUUGGAGGUUGUGCAAUGAGUUUGCAAACAGCUGGACUGUCAGGCUGCUUUUUUUCCAGAUAUUCCUUCUCUGCCUCCCCAUCCCCUCCUCUCCCUCCCCCUUUCUUUCCUUCAUUCUUUCUUUGGAUCACUGAGCACGUGUGGAAGCUUGAGAGAAACCACAAUUAAAGAGAGAGAGAGA
Messenger RNA from Myotis myotis, 3494 nucleotides. It is a transcript of the gene LENG8, whose product is annotated as leukocyte receptor cluster member 8. Gene Ontology annotation, cellular component: nucleus. Lineage: Eukaryota; Metazoa; Chordata; Mammalia; Chiroptera; Vespertilionidae. Bases 136 to 2406 code for a protein of 756 amino acids. The record is from RefSeq and is a predicted model, not a curated record. The transcript has 6 exons.